Molecule: messenger RNA, 1610 nt
Organism: Radiomyces spectabilis
Lineage: Eukaryota; Fungi; Mucoromycota; Mucoromycetes; Mucorales; Radiomycetaceae
Product: putative adipose-regulatory protein-domain-containing protein
Exons: 4
Coding region: 252-1442 (396 amino acids)
Biological process (GO): lipid storage; lipid droplet organization
Cellular component (GO): endoplasmic reticulum membrane
Source: RefSeq, a predicted model, not a curated record
AUUUAUCAUCCAUGAUUGGUGGUAAACGUUAUCCAAGUUCUACCAAUUUUUGAACUACACAUGGUUGCUCCUUGAUAAAGACAAGUGUUCCAAGUUCGAUCUUGCUUGAAUGGGAUCAAGGGCCACACGAAACAUUUUUUCACGCUCAAUAAUUUUCAUGUGUCAAAAAUGUCACAUGGGUUGCCUAAAAGCGGAGUCCUGCGCAAAGACUCUGAGACAAGUUUACUGCUUGCCACCCAUUGCUUCAUCCAAUGUCAAGCCUAAGAUCGGAUAACGAAGAUGCUCUUGGAAGAGAACCAGCAGACAGUAAUUACCAUAUUGUGCCUUCGUCCAGUUACGAAGACGACGACGACGACGAUGUAAAUGAUAUUAACCUUACUGGGGUUGCUCCAGCUGAACGACAAACCAUUGGCAAUGCUGAUGUCGAAGCAGAAAAAAUCACUGAGCCAGUAGCGGCUAUGCGAUGGCAUCCUGCCGUCACCAUGAUGGUCGACACGAUGAAAAAGCUACUGUCCCCGUUUGUGCGAAUCCUAUUUACUCCAAAAGCGCAACGAACCAUGGUAAAAAUGACCGUUACUGCUGUUUUGCUCGUAUGGAUCCUUUUGACAAGUAUGGCGGCCUAUUUGACUUUUUACCAACAAUACGUCCCUCGCACAGCACACAUUGAGCCCAUCUAUUUUCAAUAUGAAACGUCUGCCGGAUCAGCUCCUGUCGGUAUUGUCGAUCUCACUGAAGGAGCUUAUCAUUACGCCCCGCUGCGACAUGAACAAGCUUAUGAUGUGUCCGUAAAACUUCAUGUGCCGACCUCUACCAUCAACUUUGAUAUUGGUAAUUUUAUGGUCACCACUGAACUUCAGACGAGCGGUGGAUCAAGAUUAGCCUACGCUAGUCGACCGGCUAUUUUACGUUAUCAAUCCAACACACAACGCGUACUUCACGUUGUUGCUAAAGCGUUACCACUGCUCCUUGGAUUGACCGAAGAGUCUCAAAGCAUUACCAUUCCAUUGAUGGAAAACUUUGUCGAACAGCGAGGCAAACCUACCACACGCGCCAUAGUGACCUUGUCCAACCCUCGCUUGCAAGUGUAUAAUGCUGAACUACGUAUUCAUGCCGACUUCCGUGGUCUGCGGUACUACAUGUACUAUCAUCGAAUUAGUACCGCUUUCACUUUUAUCACUGUUUUUGCUGGUAUCGAAUUGAUUUUCGCAGCCAUUGCAUGGACUUUAUUUGGUCAGGCCUUGUGGGACAAGCUGCAAAAUUUUUUUGAAGGUGCAGCCGACGAGAUUCAAGCUAUACAGGAAAAUUACGACAAGGACUUGUUGAAUCAGACGGAUCAAGAAGAAGAUGAAGAAGAAGGAGAAGAGGAGGCAAACGAACGAGCAAAACUUGACCAAGAAACUGCUCAAGAUGUGCCGUCAUCUUCCAGAAGAGAAACUAGCUAAAUCCAUAGAAAAAUUCAUGUUAUAUACCAACAAUGCAAAGUGGCAUGAGCUAGCCCAUCGAUAAGGAACACAAUUUAAUCGAGUAGACAUUGUUCAUAUCAUGAUAUUACAAUAUUCCUUUACCAUCACUUCCAUAAGAAUAAAACACUGUUAUCCGAUGCAGAAAAC